AUGAACUAUCUCACAACGAACUUUGGCGAGGAUCAAAAUCUCAACUUCACAGCACCUUUCCCCCUGUUGGAUUUACCUUUAGAGAUUUUAUAUAAAAUCAUUAUAUUUCUGGAUUUCCCAGAUUUAAUCAAUUUAUCUAAAACUUGUCUUUAUUUGGAAAGAGUGGCUAAUGAUAGAUUCAUCUAUAGUUCAAGAUUUUAUCAAACAAAGAAUAGAAUUGGAAUUUCUAUACAAAAUAGACCAAGUAUAAAUGAAUUAUAUUCACAUCAUAUCAUGCCUGUUAAAUCCACUGCAAUGUUUAAUCCAAAUCAAUUAUAUCUUGUUUCAAUGUUAACUAAAUCUAUUGUUAAAGAUAAUUUAAAGAAAAAUUUACAGAAAAGACCAAGUUUUAAUGAAUUAAAAGAAAAAAACAUCUUAAAAUCAAAUACAAAUGAAUUAAUUCAAUCGAAAAUUAAAGAAUUCAAAAAACAAAAUCUUUCAAAUGUUUUAUCAGUUUAUGUUAAUUCUUAUAAAUUUCAACAAAAACAAUCAACAACUGAAGAAGAAUAUAAAUCUUUACUUCAAAAAUUUUAUAGUUCUUUAAGAAGUAUAAAUCCAACAAGUCAAACUUCAAAAACAACAAUAUCAAGAUCUACUGACUCAUCAUCAAAUUCAAAUUCAAACCCAAAUGGAACAACUGCAACUAAAUUUCUUAAUCAUAUUGAACAAAAAAAUCAACAAUCAAAAAAUCGUUCAGUUUCUCAAGAUUCAAAAAUUUAUUCAAAAAAACAAUAUUUUGAAAAUUUAGUAAAUUCUUCACAAAAAUCACCAAUUAUUGAAAGACCAAAAGAAGAAAGAAAACCUUCAAGAACUUUAUUAAAUGCUAAAGUUGAUCAUACAAAGAUUAAUUAUGAAAAAGUGUUUUAA
Messenger RNA from Hansenula ciferrii, 906 nucleotides. RefSeq names its product Mfb1p (gene MFB1). The coding region runs from base 1 to 906 and encodes 301 amino acids. Gene Ontology annotation, molecular function: protein binding. The transcript has a single exon. The record is from RefSeq and is a predicted model, not a curated record. Lineage: Eukaryota; Fungi; Ascomycota; Saccharomycetes; Phaffomycetales; Wickerhamomycetaceae.